Messenger RNA from Pistacia vera, 2064 nucleotides. Its product is annotated as phytosulfokine receptor 2-like. The record is from RefSeq and is a predicted model, not a curated record. The transcript has a single exon. Gene Ontology annotation, molecular function: protein binding. NCBI's taxonomy places the organism in Eukaryota, Viridiplantae, Streptophyta, Magnoliopsida, Sapindales, Anacardiaceae.
UGUGUUCAUAGGUUUUCUAUUUUUCAUUGUAAAAAACGAACAAUCCGAAGUCUUGAAUGUAUUUUUGUGUUACAGUUCUUUGGUUUCUGCAAUGGCGGUACUGGGAUUUAUCCCAAUGACUUACUUCAAACUGAUAUUGUUUGCCUGCUUUGUUUGUUCUUCUCUGGUUCUCACGACCCAGGACCAACUUUGUGAUCCAAAUGAUUUGUGGGCACUGAAAGAAUUUGCCAGAAACCUCGCAGUUACAUCAUGGUCUAAUGAUUCCAAUUGUUGUCAGUGGGAUGGUGUUGUUUGUGAUGAUCAUAGUAAAAUAUCUGUUACAAGUAGAGUGAUCAUGUUGAAGCUGCCGAAAAAGGGUUUGAAGGGGAUGGUUCCCGGCUCUUUGACCCGUUUGGCUUACCUGAAAUGGCUUGAUCUUUCUUUCAAUCAUCUAGAAGGAAUAUUACCUGUUGAGUUCUCAAACUUGAAGCAGCUGGAAGUUCUUGAUUUGAGCCAUAACAGUCUGUCAGGACCCAUUGCAGGAGUUCUUUCAAGUUUUAAAAUGAUUCGGUCAUUAAACGUUUCUAGUAAUUCAUUCACUGGGGACUUGUCAGAGCUUGGGGACUUCCCUAAUCUUGCUGUGUUCAACAUAAGCAACAAUUCAUUCACUGGCAGUCUUAAUUCCAAAAUCUGGAGUGCCUCAAAUGGUAUUCUGAUUCUUGAUUUUUCGAUUAAUCAUUUUGUGGGCAAGCUUGAAGGCUUAGAGAAUUGCAGCUCCUCUCUGAAAGAGUUACAUCUGGAUUUCAAUUCACUUGCAGGCGUUCUUCCGGAUGCCUUGUAUUCCUUUUCAUCCUUGCAGCAACUCACGCUCUCUGAAAAUCAUUUCUAUGGCCUAUUAAAGGAUAAUUUGAGUAAGCUCACUAGCCUUCAAUUCUUGAUUAUUUCUGGAAAUCAGCUGUCAGGUCGAAUUCCUAAUGUGUUUGGAAACCUUACAAAGCUGGAAAUCUUAAUUGCAUCCUCAAAUUCAUUUUCUGGGCAAUUGCCUUCAAGUCUGGCUUUAUGCUCAAAGCUCCAUGUACUUGAACUUCGAAACAAUUCUUUAACUGGUCAGAUUGAUCUUAAUUUCACUGGAUUACCUAGUCUUUCUACUCUUGAACUUGCCUCUAAUCGUUUCGCUGGGCCCCUUCCAAAUUCCCUUUCUGAUUGCCGUUUAUUGUAAGUUUUGUUCUUAGUUUGAAAUAAUUUAACGGGCCUAAUCCCUGAGAGUUUCACAAAGCUAAUAUCCUUUUUCUUUCUCUCAUUGUCAAUCAAUAGUUUUGUGGACUUACUUAGUGCACUUAGUUUUCUGCAGCAGUGCAAAAAUCUCACCACUGUUAUUCUUCCAAUGAAUUUCAUUGGUGAGAAAAUUCCGGAAAAUGUGAGUGGGUUUGAGAGCUUGAUGGUUUUAGCACUUGGAAAUUGUGGCCUUAAAGGCCACUUUCCACUUUGUUUGUUGAGUUGCAAGAAGUUACAAGUGCUGGAUUUGUCAUGGAAUAACCUGGAUGGCAGUAUCCCUCCUUGGAUUGGUCAGAUGGAGAAUUUGUUUUACUUGGAUCUCUCAAACAACUCUCUUACAGGUGAAAUCCCAAGAAACUUGGCAGAUCUCAAGAGCCUCGUUUCUACGAAUUGCCGUUCCUCUAGUUCCUCCAUCCACACUUUUUCUGUCGGCGUUCCAGUAUAUGUGAGGAGAGACCAGAAUGUUGGUGUCCUGGCGUCAAGUUUCCCUUGUUCAAUAUACUUGAGUGAUAAUAGAUUAAAUGGGACAAUCCCACCUGAAAUUGGACGCCUGAAGCAGCUCAAUGUCUUAGAUUUGAGCAGGAACAACAUUUCCGGAACCAUCACAAGUUCCAUUUCAGAGCUGGUGAACCUGGAAGUAUUAGACCUCUCAUUUAAUCGUCUAACUGGAUCGAUCCCCAGUUCCUUUUCAGAUUUGGCAAACUUGGAAAAAUUAUACCUCUCUUUCAAUUAUCUAAGUGGGCCGAUCCCCAUGUCAUUGUAUUCAUGAUACAUUUCAUGGUUCAAAAACUUUGUAUUUGUUUAAUUAGU